Polyodon spathula (Mississippi paddlefish) is the source of this 1239-nucleotide messenger RNA. Its product is annotated as carboxypeptidase O-like. Gene Ontology annotation, biological process: proteolysis. Bases 1 to 1239 code for a protein of 412 amino acids. Lineage: Eukaryota; Metazoa; Chordata; Actinopteri; Acipenseriformes; Polyodontidae. The transcript has 9 exons. Gene Ontology annotation, molecular function: metallocarboxypeptidase activity; zinc ion binding. The record is from RefSeq and is a predicted model, not a curated record.
AUGCCGGAUGUGGGGAAGCUGGAGGCUGAUGAAACUGUGAAUUCUGAAUAUCUGAUAAAACUGAAGAAAGACUUCCGUGACGAGAUCCUCGAAGGGGCGAAAAGCAGCCUUUCUGAAGAGUUCAAAUUAGGGAAAGCAGGAUUUCAGUCGAUAUGGGUAGACAAGAGCAGGAGUGUCCAAGGCUGGUUGGAGUCACAGAUUUACCAGCACGAUUACCAGCGGUGGGCCUUAAAGGACUAUGACUAUACCAAGUAUCACACAGUUGAUGAGAUCUCCAAGUGGAUGAAUCUGGUGACUGAACAAUACAAGGAUGUGGUGACUCAAGAUGUACUGGGGAUGACUUAUGAGAAUCAAACUAUUAACUACCUAAAGAUUGGGGAAAAAUCUGGUAAGCCCAAGAAGGUGAUCUGGAUGGAUUGUGGGAUCCACGCCAGGGAAUGGAUUGCUCCUGCCUUUUGCCAAUGGUUUGUGAAAGAGCUGCUAGAAAAUUACAAAACAGAUGAAAAGAUAAGCCGUUUUUUCCAAAACAUGGACUUCUACGUUGUUCCUUUACUGAACAUGGACGGGUAUAAUUAUACGUGGACGACUAAUCGUCUGUGGAGGAAAUCAAGGUCCCCCUCACCAUUUUCAAAUUGCUCAUGCUUUGGGACAGAUCUGAACAGGAAUUUUGAUGCUUCAUGGAAUAGUAUUGGAGCCUCCAUGAACUGCUGUUCGGAAAUAUUCUGUGGUUCUAAAGCAGAAUCUGAAAGUGAGGUUAAAGCAGUGGCGGAUUUGGUGGGCAGAAUAAAGAACGAUAUCCUUUGUUUCCUCACCAUUCACUCAUAUGGGCAGCUGAUUCUAAUGCCCUAUGGUCACCCAAACAAGACAGCCCCAAACCAUGAUGAACACUUGAAACUCGGACAAAAUGCUGCAAACGCUAUCAAACAGAAGCAUGGAACUUCAUAUAGAGUGGGUCCACCCUCACAGAUUUUGUAUCCUAAUUCUGGCUCUUCUCGAGAUUGGGCUCGGGAUAUUGGAAUUGAAUUUUCCUAUACGUUUGAGCUGAGAGACAAUGGCACCUUUGGAUUUAAACUGCCUGAGGAUCAGAUCCAGCCCACGUGUGAGGAGGCCAUGGCUGGUGUGACAACAAUCAUAGAAUACGUCCACAACAAGCACUUUGGCAGUGCAGCUGCAGCCACCGCUGCUCUGUGGUCAUUAGUACUGGCAUCGUAUUUGUCCCUGUUAGUGUUAGUGCAAUAG